Molecule: messenger RNA, 600 nt
Organism: Dentiscutata erythropus
Lineage: Eukaryota; Fungi; Glomeromycota; Glomeromycetes; Diversisporales; Gigasporaceae
Source: the annotation of a GenBank genome assembly
AUGAACUCGGAGACUUUUCUUGAUUAUUAUGAAAUUCUCGAAAUUUCUGAAAACGCUACAAAUGAAGAAAUUCGUGAUGCGUAUAAAAAGAAGGCCCUAGAAACGCAUCCAGAUAGAUUCGUUCAAGGCUCCUCUGAUUCAGCAAUAAGCCCUACAAUAUCACAAGAAGAGGCCAAGGAUCGUUUUCAGAAAAUUGCAGACGCUUAUUAUGUUCUUAGUGAUGAAACACGAAGGGCACAAUAUGAUCGUGUAAAAACCUCUCGAAAAAAGAAAGGCGAAUCAGCAACGACAUUGGAUGUCGGUCGAGCUAAUGCAAAUCAGAUCUUUGGUGAUGUAUUUGAAGAACUAUUGAGACCAGAAGUAGAUAAUCCACAUUGGUUUUAUGCACCAAUUGGAGCGGUUACUGGUGGAGCGUUGGGUUUUAUUUGUGCUAAUGUUCCUGGAUUGGUUUUGGGUGCGUACGCGGGAAAUAAACUUGGAUCAAUUAGGGAUGCUAAAGGGGUAUCUGUAUAUGAUGCAUAUUCAAAAUUAUCUAGUAAUCACAAGGCAGCUAUAUUAUCCUCUCUUGCAGCCAAAUUAAUUACAAGCGGCAGAAUUUAA